Andrographis paniculata is the source of this 3366-nucleotide messenger RNA. RefSeq names its product squamosa promoter-binding-like protein 3. The coding region runs from base 1706 to 3229 and encodes 507 amino acids. The transcript is spliced from 5 exons. NCBI's taxonomy places the organism in Eukaryota, Viridiplantae, Streptophyta, Magnoliopsida, Lamiales, Acanthaceae. The record is from RefSeq and is a predicted model, not a curated record. Gene Ontology annotation, molecular function: DNA binding. Gene Ontology annotation, cellular component: nucleus.
GGUCCGCCCGCACUGCUCCACUAGCGAGUUUCUGUCAUGUGCCAGUAGCCAGGCAACACUGUCAUCAAAUCUCCACCGUCCACGUGUCCAGAUCUUCAAUCGGAGAGCCAGCUGGUCGUACUCCCGGUCCAGCUGAACCAAGCACGGGUCCCACAAAUCAACGGCUCUAAUCAUUGACAGCACAGAGCCAGCGAACCCUGGCCGUCGGAUUCCCCUCGGCCACAGGCGCGGACCUGCGGACGCAGACACAGGGACGGGACCCGGAGUCCCCAGUAUAAAGUAAUAAGGGUCACACUGUUGUUAUUGAAUUGCUGCUCUUCGAACUCUUCUCUCAUUCUCAUCAGUUUCUCCAUUUGGUAAAAUAGUUCGUCCUUGGCUUUCCUUUCGAUCCCUCGCUUUUCUCCACGCAUGAUUCCAUCGACUUUUUUGCUCACUGGGUAAGCCGCAGCUCCCCCAUCUUUUUCAUUCCUUAUCGAGGAAUUUUUUGCGGCCUUUCCGGCUGCCUGCGUGUGUUUUGUGCUUUAAUCAUGUGCAGGAUCGUUAAACUGAAUGAUGUGGUGGUUGCUGCCUGCAAUCAUUGUUCAGAUUUUGUUGGGAAAGGGGAAGCUGGUACUGAUUUUGAAAAAUAAAAAAGAAAGAAAGUUGAAAAAGGAUGAUAGUGAGGGUAGGGUAUUGGAGGAUUCAUGGCUGAAAUCUGGGAACGUGAAAUGCUUUUUAAAGCUUUGAGGAUUGCGGAUUGAGAAUUUUUCUACCUCGAGUUCUUUGUUGGUUUGAGUAAUAAAUUUGCAUCUGCUUGUUGCUUUAAUUUCUGGUCUAUGGAGUUUUGGACGUCUGUAGGGAUGGCGGAAACGACGUCGUGUAGUGGUGGUUUUGAUUUCAAGCAUUUUUUGUUUUUCUCUGUUUGGGAGAAGUGGAAACAUUAUGAGUGGUUGUUUAUUCAUGUUACCUUGGGUUGUUUGGGGUUCCAAAAAAGUUGAAAAAACCCUAAAUGGGGGACCAUAAACUGCCCCAUCAGCCACAAUUCUUAUCAGUUUCUUGUUUUUCAUUUGAUGUUGAAAAAAGAUAUUUAACUUGGGGGGAUGUUUUAACAGCCUGCAAUUGUUGGUAAAAAGGACAUUGGGUAAAGAAGCUAGUGUAGAAUUCAUAGAUCACUAUUUCUUGCUUUCUCCUACUUGAGUUUGUGGACAUGGAGCAAUAGAGAGAGUCUUUUUUUACAGUAUGACGAUGGAGUAUUUCUUUUCUGGUUAGGUGGGAAAGCCGUUGAAGGUGACAUAUAGGGGUUUUAUUUAAUUUUAUUUAUUUAAAGAAAAUUGAGAGGGCUUGCUUCUUCUUCCUUUUUUUUUUUUUUUAAUUUUUUUACUGUUUUUUAAUCAUUCGGGAGUGUGGGUAUUUGGUAAAUGGUAAAAAAAAUAGUUCGUGGGGAAUUAAAAAAUAAGUAAAAUAAGAAAGGAAAGCGAUAAAGGUGCCUUUACUUUACUUUACCCACGGAAGAAAGAUGGUUAAAUGGUAGCCUGUAAAUAGUAGAAAGGCAUUUUCAGUUAUCUGAUCUGCUCCAAGUGAAAGCGCCACUUUCUUCUCUUUAGUACCAACAUAAGGAAGGGAAGAAGGAAGGUAAUCAUCUGCCAUGGAUGGGGUAUGGUAAUUGAGAUCUAGUAAUGUCUGGUUCAUCUGAGUAGCAGAAAUUGAGGGGGAGGGUGUUCAUAUAAUGAGCCAGUUUUCAGAGAUGGAGUGGAACCCCAAAUGGGAUUGGGACAACUUUGUUGCUUUUGGUUCUAAAACAAUCGAAAGCCCCAAAAAGGUGCAGUUGGCGGACUGGAUGAUUGUUGAUGAUGCAGAAAUUGAUGCUGGAUCUUUCAAUCUUUCAGCAGGGGGUGGUAACAGCGCCGGCUCCGACGGAGGCCAUGUGUCAUCGGCCAAGAGCUCGAUUUCAGCUUCUACCGAUUCAUCGACCAAAGACGGGAUGCAAACUCCCAACUUCCGGCUCAUGACAUUCGAUGGAUUUUCAGGGAACUUCACUGAGAAAAUGGAUGUGAAAGGAGCUGAGAUUUCGGGGACUUCGAAGCCUACCGAUGCUUCUGUUGCCUCUCUCGAGCCGUUGAUUGGCCUAAAGCUCGGAAAAAGGACGUAUUUCGAGAACACGGCGAAUGGGGGCAACGGCAAAACUGCAUCUUUUUCGGUUAUGCCUACUCCAUCUGCGAAUUUGACCAAGAAGACAAAGUCGUCGGCCGGGCAAAAUCUCCAGAUACCUCGGUGCCUUGUAGAGGGCUGCAAUGUCGAUCUUUCGACGGCGAAAGAGUAUCACCGGAAGCAUAGGGUUUGCGACGCCCACUCCAAAUGCCCGAAGGUGGUUGUCGCCGGAGUGGAACGUCGAUUCUGCCAACAGUGUAGCAGGUUCCAUAGCUUGGCUGAAUUCGACGAAAAGAAGCGUAGUUGCAGAAGAAGGCUAUCUGAUCAUAAUGCACGGCGCCGGAAGCCUCCACAGGAAGCUAUCCAGUUCAAUUCAGCUCGGCUGUCCUCGCCGUACUAUGAAGGCAGGCAACAGCCGAUGAGUUUUCUGUUGAACAAUGGCCCGUACAUAUACUCUCGGAACAAUAAUCCCGGCAGCAGUAUGUGGAACAGGACGAUGUCUAAGUUCAGCAUUACAAAAGGGUUUCCUUCCAAGUCCGAUUCUGAUGUGGAUGGAAGCUAUGGAAUGAAACUGCCUCAUGGCAUCCAUGUGCCGGAUAAUCCAACCAACGGGUUUUUGGGAUCGAAGAGCAGCAAUGUACCACCCGAGGCCCUGAAUCCAGUUCCAGGAUUGAAGGGAUCUUCUGGGAUGAUCUCAAUAUCGUCUACAUCAAACAUAGAUGAUGCAGCAGCAGCAGCAGCACUGGACUAUCGUCGUGCUCUCUCUCUUCUGUCAAGCAGUAAUAAUAAUAAUAACACUUGUUCUUCUCCGUGGGGUUCGGAAUCGGAAUCCAUCCACCACCACAAUCCUCCUCCGAUGCAUGAGUAUGCAGGAGGAGUAGUAGUAACCGAGGCGCCGUUGAGUCUGAAUGCGAAUGCGAUGGGGAUGUCGGAUGUUUGGCUGCAAUCAUCAAUGGCUCAUCAUCAUCAUCAUCUUCGGCUUCUUCAGGCAGCAAACAACUUUCAAGAAAUACAGCUUCUGAGAACUCCACCAGCACCAGCACCAGCACCCGCACCCCCACCCCCCUAUGAAGCUGACUUUUAUUCCAACUUGUUGAACUGAUCCCUCUUCCCAAGGACUGAAACUAAUUUAAAUUUUCUGAAUUUAUUUAUCCUUUUGUUAUUUUUGAAGCUGCUGUUGCUACUCUUCUUUCCCUUCCUUGAAAGCUGAACUGACCUCUUCUUCCUUUUUGGCUUUUA